Pseudonaja textilis is the source of this 1224-nucleotide messenger RNA. NCBI's taxonomy places the organism in Eukaryota, Metazoa, Chordata, Lepidosauria, Squamata, Elapidae. The record is from RefSeq and is a predicted model, not a curated record.
AUAGAUAGACCUCUCGCAACCAUGACUUCAGCGGAAAUGACAUCUUCCUGGUCGCCAUCCAUGAGUUGGGUCACGCACUGGGGUUAGAGCACUCGAACGACCCUUCCGCCAUCAUGGCUCCUUUCUAUCAAUGGAUGGACACGGAGAACUUCAAACUGCCCGAAGAUGACUGGCGGGGGAUACAACAGCUCUAUGGAUCUGAAGGUAGCCAUCCCACCAAACCUCCCCUGAUCCCUCGGACUACUCCAAAACCUCGAAACCCUCACGGGCCACCCAAGAACCCGACUUAUGGCCCCAACAUCUGUGACGGACGGUUUGACACCAUUGCGGUACUCCGGGGCGAGAUGUUUGUCUUUAAGGAUAAAUGGUUUUGGCGAGUACGUAACAACCGUGUGAUAGACGGAUGUCCCCUCCCGAUCGGUCAAUUCUGGGUUGGUCUUCCUGCCUCAAUCAACACAGCCUACGAGAGGAAAGAUGGGAAAUUUGUCUUUUUCAAAGGAGACAAACAUUGGGUUUUCAACGAAGCCAACUUGGAGCCAGGAUACCCGAAACAUAUCAAGGAGUUAGGAAGGAGGCUCCCCACGGAUCGCAUCGACACUGCUCUUUUCUGGAUGCCAAGUGGGAAAACGUACUUUUUCCGGGGAAAUAAGUAUUAUCGCUUCAAUGAGGAGACCCGAUCCGUCAACACGGAUUACCCUAAAAACAUUGAUGUUUGGGGGGGAAUUCCCGACUCACCCCAGGGUGCAUUUAUGGGCAGUGACGAAGCCUUCACCUACUUCUACAAGGGCAACCGUUACUGGAAGUUUAACAAUGAGAAACUCAAGGUCGAAGCGGGGUACCCCAAGUCGGUGCUGCGAGACUGGAUGGGAUGUGCCACCGAUAACCGUCGCGAGGGAGAAGAAGUCAUCAUCAUUGAGGUGGACAAUGCUGAGGAAGGCAGGCUGAACGCCACCACGGUGGUGAUCCCCGUCCUGCUGCUCCUCACCAUCUGCGCUGUGGGAGUCGCCAUUCUGAUCUUCAAGCGUUACGGCACACCCAAACGGUUGCUGUAUUGCCAGCGGUCUCUGCUGGACAAGGUGUGACCGGCCUUUGGAGAUGUUUCAGGAGGACAGGUCUCACCUGCUUUCCACCUUGUCUACCUGCCUGUCAGAAUUUGGGUCCGAUCUCUUUGUUGCCACCUUUUGAGUCAUCUUUUUCCUGGUCCUCCCUGCUUCUUCGUCCUGU